CCUUUUCCUACAGCAAUAAAAGGAAGUGUAUGCGCCCGUUAAGCUGACAAAAGUGUGGCUCAUUAUCACUUUUCUCCUCAUUAUUGCCAGAUUCUUCUUGGGUUUCCGGAAAUCUGCAAUCGGUGUUUCUUAACGAGCUGUAAUACUUCAAAAGUUUCCAUUACUUGAUGGUCCUUUAGUGGAAAUCUCUUGUUUCAGGGUGAUCUUGAAUGGGUUUUGCUGGGUCUUCUCUGUAACAAUCGAAGAACUGGGUCUUCGAUGAGAAUCUUGAGGGGAAGUCUUUGGAGAGGCUUCUAUAAGGAUCUUCACCUAAAGUCUUGUUAAACAAAUGAUCUUUCUCUUUUUGUUCUUUGUCUCAUGAAUUUCUGUGAGGCUUAUUGGUAACAGAAUCGUAGCAACAGCGAGCUCCAUCGGGUUUGAUCUGGGUUCUGUCUGGUUUGGCACGUAAAGAGAAGAAGGGUCCUCUAGUGAAGAAGUAAUAGAAAAGGAUUUCUGAUGAAAAUUCUCUGAGUUUAUAGUAUAACUGGGUUGUUCGGUGUGAUGACCAUGGAAAACUGAAAAUUUAAGUCGUUUUGUUUUGAAGGGCUCUUGAAUGGCUGCAGACGAAUUGAUUGAACUCAAAUUCAGGCUUUUUGAUGGCACCGACAUUGGACCCAACAAGUACAAUCCUUCUACUACUGUAGGAUCUCUGAAGGAAAUCAUACUUGCUCAAUGGCCUCAAGACAAAGAAAAUGGGCCAAAGACAAUAAAUGAUGUGAAGCUUAUCAAUGCGGGGAAGAUACUGGAAAACAGUAGGACCCUUGCUGAAUCCAGGGUACCAGUUGGUGAACUUCCAGGAGGAGUCAUCACUAUGCAUGUUGUUGUGCGACCUCCUUUAUCAGACAAGAAGAAUGAAAAAUUGAUGGCUGAUUCCCCAAAGAAGAACAGGUGUUCAUGUUCAAUCCUGUGACUGUCAUUACCAGGGUGAAUUCAUCUUAAGUAGGUUUCAUAUGCAUUUCCAAGGGUUUCCAGAACGGUCUAGACUGCAUUCUUCAGUAGUCAAAGUGGCUCUUCUAGGCUUGGAAGGUCUGGUUUGUUAAGUUGUGGUCUGUGAUGACCUUGUGGUUUUCUUGUAUGAAAUUACUUUCGCAAUUCCUUCAUGUUUGUCAGAUAGAAAAAGGAAUUGGGGGAUUUCAGAAAAUUAGAAUCAGGGCCAAUUCUCUCUGCACAGAAGAACAAGAACACUACUGGAAUCAGAAGAAAGAGCAUUGAUGGUUUUUCUUUUAUUUUUUCUUCUUUGUAAGAUGGGGUGUUGCUGCCUUUAAUCGAUUGAUGAAUAAUUCCUUUGCAUGACUUUUUGAUCACUUCUAGAUGGUCAUUAUGGUUCAUUCAAAAUUUAUCAGUUAAGUUUAUUUAUAA
Nelumbo nucifera (sacred lotus) is the source of this 1398-nucleotide messenger RNA. RefSeq names its product membrane-anchored ubiquitin-fold protein 3-like. NCBI's taxonomy places the organism in Eukaryota, Viridiplantae, Streptophyta, Magnoliopsida, Proteales, Nelumbonaceae. The record is from RefSeq and is a predicted model, not a curated record. Gene Ontology annotation, molecular function: protein binding.